This is a messenger RNA of Fomitopsis serialis, 2059 nucleotides long. RefSeq names its product FAD/NAD(P)-binding domain-containing protein. The coding region runs from base 179 to 1837 and encodes 552 amino acids. The record is from RefSeq and is a predicted model, not a curated record. Lineage: Eukaryota; Fungi; Basidiomycota; Agaricomycetes; Polyporales; Fomitopsidaceae. Gene Ontology annotation, molecular function: monooxygenase activity; flavin adenine dinucleotide binding. The transcript is spliced from 13 exons.
CUUUGAAGUCUCGUUUGAUCAUUUUUUGACUCGGACAGAACGAGAAGGUCCGGGCGGGCCUGUGUGAACGUGAAGUUCUUCGCCGCGCCCUCCAUAUCGGCCUGCUCAUCUCGAUGCCGUACACGCUGGUCGUAUAAGAUCCUUUCGUAGACUGACCGCAUCUUGAUCUCUGUCCGCCAUGGCCUCCGUCUUCGACAAGCUCUCAGAUGCCCUUAACACCCGCGACCCUGCCCUGCCUACCCUCGAUCGCCUGGGUGCAUCUCUUCAACCCGAUCUCGAUUCCCAGAAAGUCGUUACAGAAUGGUUUGCGAAGUUCGCCGAGGCAGUCUCCGCGAAAGACACGACCAAGAUCGCCGAUCUCUUCCUCGAGGACGGCUGGUGGCGCGACCACCUCGCGCUCACCUGGGAGUUCCGCACCUUCCAUGGCGUUGCGAAGAUCAAGAAGUUCCUCGACGACCAGCUCGCACCUUUCGAGUUCUCGAUCGUCAAGCUGCGCGACGGCGCGGAGCUGAAGCAGCCGUACCCUGAUCUUGCAUGGGUCCAGGCGCUCUUCGACUUCGAGACGAACGUCGGGGUCGGGACCGGCGUGGUGAGGCUGGUGCCGACGGCCAGUGGAGAGUGGAAGGUGUUCACUCUAUACACAACCCUCGAUGACCUGAAAGCUUUCCCCGAGAAGAUUGGGUCCCGGCGUCAGUUCCUGCCUAACCAUGGCAAGUGGCUGAGCCAGCGCGCGGAGGAGAGCUCUUUCUCGAAGGGCGAUCCGUCUGUGAUCGUGGUUGGCGGGGGGCAAAGUGGCCUGGACAUUGCAGCGCGUUUGAAAAUGUUGGACGUACCGACGCUGGUGAUUGAGAAGCAGAAGCGCAUUGGCGAUCAGUGGAGGGACCGGUACCAGGCCCUCUGCCUGCAUGACCCUACUCCGUAUAUCAGCUUCCCGUCCACAUGGCCGGUCUACACGCCCGCGCAAAAGCUAGCCAACUGGCUCGAGUACUAUGCGGAGGCCCUGGAACUAAACGUCUGGACGAGCUCGACGGCUGAAAGCGUCAGGCUCCUGGACAACGGCAAAUAUGAGGUUGUCGUUGAAAAGGCGGAUGGCACGACGCGCACCUUCGUCGUCGAUCACGUCAUUAUGGCCCUCGGCCUCGGCGGCGGGGUUCCCAAAUUCCCUUCAAUCCCGGGAGAGGAUGAGUUCCAAGGACAGACUCUGCACUCGACACGGCACAAGUCGGCGAAAGAUCACCUUGGCAAGAAGGUUGUGAUCGUCGGUGCUUGCACAUCAGACACCUUCUGGGAGGGUGUCGGGCCGACGGACGUCAGCGACCGCGUGCACACGUCCAUGCCCUCUUUCCUCGUCAAGGAGCUUGGCAAGCGACAAACCAAAGACAUUGCAGAAGCAGACAAGGACCUCCUAGAAAGUCUGCAGAAGGUCGGCUUCAGACUGGGCUGGGGCCCCGAGGACGCUGGAUUCUUCUACAGUUCCAUGACGCGCGGCGGAGGAUACUACUUGGAUGUCGGCACUAGCCAGCUGAUCAUUGACGGCAAGAUUAAGAUCAAGAACGACAGCUUGAUCGACCGCUUCACCAAGACUGGCUCAGUGGAAGCUGACGUCGUCAUGUACGCCACGGGCUUCGAGGGUGCGACGAUUUCCAUCAAGCGUUUGGUCGGCGACGAGCUUGCCAGUCGGGGUGAGCAGAACGGCGCCUGGCGGUGGCUCGGCGUCCCCAACCUGUGGUUCAUGAUGGGUGCGAACCUCGCCAUGUGUCGUUACCAUUCCAAGCAUCUCGCUCUUCAAAUCAAGGCGAUCCAGGAAGGCGUGUAUGGGAAGCGUUAUGCACCAUGACACGCAGUUCUCCAGCCGGUGCGGGGCAAGUGGAAGUCUUAGAGAAAAUGUACCUUACUAUCUCAUAGCGUACGGAAUGUCAUUGCAACACACCGUUUCCAUCGGACGAUCCUGCCACCUGUGGCCUCUGAUGAAGCAUAGGUGAGUGCUUGCGACCUAAUGUAGACACGCUUAUCGGUAGAGGAUUGCUCUGAGGACCUGACGCUUCAGCUUAGAGCUUCC